AUGGCUCCGAGAUCCGAUUCACAAAACCUAGCCACCGGCUCCGCCAUGUCAGAGACGUCUGGCGAAUCAUCGAUCGAUCCGAUCUUCCACAUUCUCCGUAUCGUCCCUUUCUCUUUCCUCCGGCCACCGCGUCUUCGUCUCAAGCUCCCUUCCUUCACGCUCCCGUCGCCGAUGACUGUGUUCUCGCUGAUCCUCCUCACCUACUUCCUCGUCAUCUCCGGCUUCGUCUACGACGUGAUUGUCGAGCCUCCGGGUAUCGGUUCGGCCCAGGAUCCAAUCACCGGGGCGAUAAGGCCCGUCGUGUUCAUGUCGGGUCGGGUCAAUGGUCAGUACAUCAUCGAAGGCCUCUCCUCUGGAUUCAUGUUCGUGCUCGGUGGGAUCGGGAUCAUAAUGCUGGAUCUCGCUUUGGAUAAGAAUCGAGCUAAGAGCGUCAAAGCAUCGUACGCUACUGCUGGAAUCUCCUCCAUUGUGAUCGGUUAUGUCAUGAGUAUGCUCUUCAUCCGCAUCAAAAUCCCUGGUUAUCUCCAGUAG
Microthlaspi erraticum is the source of this 531-nucleotide messenger RNA. The record is from the annotation of a GenBank genome assembly. Lineage: Eukaryota; Viridiplantae; Streptophyta; Magnoliopsida; Brassicales; Brassicaceae.